AGGCCCCGCCCCACCUUUCGGAGUUUCCCAAAAGCCCGUGCGGCGGCCUCCGGCAGCUCCAAGAUGGCGACUCCCAUGCAUCGACUCAUAGCACGGAGACAGGCUGAAGCCAAUAAGCAACAUGUAAGAUGUCAGAAAUGCUUGGAAUUUGGACAUUGGACGUAUGAAUGCACAGGAAAAAGAAAGUACCUACACAGGCCUUCAAGAACAGCAGAGCUGAAGAAAGCUUUAAAAGAAAAGGAAAAUAGAUUAUUGCAGCAAAGCAUGGGAGAGACUAACGUAGAGAAAAAGAUCAAGAAGAAGAAGAGGUCGAAGAGUGUCACGAGUUCCAGUACCUCUAACAGUGACAGUUCAGCCAGUGAGUCUUCAUCAGAGAGCGAGACAUCUGCCUCAUCCUCCUCAGAGGACAGUGACUCGGAAGGCAGUCCCUCUAGCUCCUCGUCCUCAGUUUACUCCUCCUCCUCCUCUUCCUCCUCCUCGGACUCAGACUCGGACUCCAGCUCCUCCAGUAGCAGCAGUUACAGUACAGAGAGCAGCUCUGAUGAUGAGCCACCAAAGAAGAGGAAAAAGAAAUAGAACUCUCUACACUGGACCAGUGGACCAAAAACAUCAGUGUGACUCGCAGGGGAACUGAAAACAUGCUCAAGCAAGCAGGUUAGCUGGAUCAGCUUGUUAGAAUUCAGACCUUCCUAAGUAUUUGCCAUUGUAUAGAAUAUUAAUAAAGGAUAUUAUAUAUAUAAAGACAUUUAUUUUAGGAAUGAA
This is a messenger RNA of Peromyscus leucopus (white-footed mouse), 762 nucleotides long. RefSeq names its product zinc finger CCHC-type containing 10 (gene Zcchc10). The record is from RefSeq and is a predicted model, not a curated record. Lineage: Eukaryota; Metazoa; Chordata; Mammalia; Rodentia; Cricetidae. Gene Ontology annotation, molecular function: nucleic acid binding; zinc ion binding. The transcript has 4 exons. Bases 64 to 576 code for a protein of 170 amino acids.